CUCCACUUGCAUUCGGUCUACACUACGCGCCCGCAUUGGCACAUAAGCCCCUAGUGGCUGUCCCAGAUUCCAAUAUACUGCCAUGGAGUACGAGAUCCUUGAUGAGGCUAUCAUCCGAGCACUGCCAGCCGGGUGUGACGUCCUAUCAGUCGUGCCACAUGGAAAAACCCGGUGGUCAGUGGGGCUGCGGGUAGAUGUCCAGGUCCCCUCAAUAGAUCAAGGCGACGACGAUGAAGACGAUGAAGACGAUGAUAGCGAGCAGCAAUUCUUCCUCAAGAUUAUCGAGCGAAGGGAGUGGCUCGCAAUGGCCGAGGCAGAGUUUGAGGGCCAGAAAGCGCUCACACAGUACAUUCCCGACAACGUCGUUGCUCCUCUAGCAUGGGGGCUGCUGGAUAGCGACCCAUCAAAGUCCUUCUUCCUCACCAAGUUUCGCAACCUUCGCGCCCGCUGCCCGCCGUUGGCCCCGUUCCUAGCCAUCCUCAAGAAGCUCCACCAGACUUCUACCUCCCCAACGGGCAAGUUUGGAUUCCAUGUGCCCACAUUCUUCGGGCCGCCGCCGAUGAUCAAUGACUGGACAGAGAGCUGGGAGCACUACUAUGCUAGGCAGUUUGCUUCCGACGUAUCUCUCGUGCAACAUGUGCAUGGCAUAGACGCCGAGCUCCAGGCUCUGACCGAGCAGUUCAUGGACAAGGUGAUUGCCCGCUUGCUUCGGCCCUUGCAGACUGGAGGCAGAAGAAUCCGACCAGUUCUGUGCCACGGUGACCUGUGGGAUGGCAAUGUGCAGAUCGAUGUCGACACACAGCAGCCAAUCAUUUUUGACGCCGUGUGUUUCUAUGGUCAUAACGAGAUCGACCUGCAGUGUAUGGGAGACGCGAGAUAUGUCCUUGGCAUGGACUUUGUCGACAUGUAUAAAGACGAGGUUGGCGCGUCCGAGCCCCAGCGUGACUUUUAUGACCGCCAUAAGAUGUACAGAAUGAGCAAAGACGACAUGCGAGCGCUACUUCAGAAGUAUCCGAAUGGUUACGCGGAUUUUGUAGAUGACGUGGCUGCUGCGGGGCUGGUAGAAUGA
This is a messenger RNA of Microdochium trichocladiopsis, 1069 nucleotides long. RefSeq names its product Fructosamine kinase-domain-containing protein. The record is from RefSeq and is a predicted model, not a curated record. Lineage: Eukaryota; Fungi; Ascomycota; Sordariomycetes; Xylariales; Microdochiaceae. The transcript has 6 exons. Bases 83 to 1069 code for a protein of 328 amino acids.